Molecule: messenger RNA, 248 nt
Organism: Scutellospora calospora
Lineage: Eukaryota; Fungi; Glomeromycota; Glomeromycetes; Diversisporales; Gigasporaceae
Source: the annotation of a GenBank genome assembly
AUGAAUAAGGUGAAUAAAGUGAAUAAUUGUGACGACAGUUCAAAUCUACCACAUUUAUUGAGAUGGAAAGGCUCUGUUAUCCCAAAUGUUAUAGUACAGACCUUGAUUGUGACCGCUUUCUCGGCUGUCGUGACGGCGGUAUUUAUAAAAACUAAUAUUAAGCCUGGGAUUCCACAAACAUUUAUUCCUGUGCUUGGUUUCGUCGUUGGUCUUUUGCUUACCUACAGGACAAAUACAGCUUAUGAUAG